This is a messenger RNA of Talpa occidentalis (Iberian mole), 2225 nucleotides long. It is a transcript of the gene NME8, whose product is annotated as NME/NM23 family member 8. NCBI's taxonomy places the organism in Eukaryota, Metazoa, Chordata, Mammalia, Eulipotyphla, Talpidae. The transcript has 18 exons. The record is from RefSeq and is a predicted model, not a curated record. The coding region runs from base 259 to 2031 and encodes 590 amino acids.
GCGGACUGUCCAGAGGAGUGGCAGAAAACGUUGGCGCCCUGGCGUUCUCUUCCUUUCAUUUUAGCGGACCGCCUGUGGGCAGAAAGCACAGCAUGAGCCGCAGGUUUUUGUGGAAGAGCUGAUCCCUUGACCCUCAGGGAUUAUCUGUUUCCGUUCUCAAGGUUAUUGGGAGGGUAAGAGAGUGCAGUGCUCGGAGCCUUCAGUUCAGAGCCAGCCCUUCAGUAACAGGGGCUUCUUUAUCUACAGACAAGUGGAUAAAUGGCAGGCAAAAAGAAAGAAAUCCAGUUACAGGCAGUCAUCAAUAAUCAAAGCCUAUGGGAUGAGAUGUUGCACAACAAAGGUCUCACAGUGAUCGAUGUUUAUCAAGCCUGGUGUGGACCUUGUAAAGCGAUGCAGACUUUAUUCAGAAAAUUGAAAAAUGAGCUGAACGAAGAUGAAAUUCUGCAUUUUGCUGUUGCAGAAGCUGACAACAUUGUGACUUUGCAAUCAUUUAAAGAUAAAUGUGAACCUGUUUUUCUCUUUAGUCUUAAUGGCAAAAUUGUUGCAAAGAUUAAGGGUGCAAAUGCACCCCUGGUUACUAAGAAAAUUAUCAGCUUGAUCACUGAGGAGAGGAAAAUUGCAGAAGGGGAAAUGGCUCGCCCUCAGCAUCCAGAAAUUUUAUUGGUAGACUCCGAUUCAGAAGAUGCCGGGGAAGGAGCAUAUGAAAAUCCUGAGGGCCUUUAUCAGUUUGCUAUUUUCAAGCCUGAUGCUGUAAUUACUGGAAAAGCUAAAGAAAUUAGAGAAAAAAUUAUCAAGGCAGGAUUUAUCAUAGAAGCAGAAGAUAAGAGAUUUAUCACUGAAGAACAAGUAAGGGACUUCUACAGUUCAAUAGCAGAUGAGCCUGACUUUGAAGAUUUUGUCUCUUUCAUGACAAGAGCCCUAAGCCAUAUUAUAGUUGUAUCUCAAGGAAAAGAGCUGCCUCCCCAGAAAAAAAUUGAACAUAAUUCUGAGCUGCAACCUGACAAAGUAUUGGAGGAUGAACAUGAGAUGGAAGUUAUUUCUAAACCUGUGAUGAGGAAAAUAAAGCGGGACAGUUUGCAAGAAUAUCUGGAAAGAAAACAUUUAUCUCAUUUUUGUGAUGUUGAAAAUAAUGUAGAUAAUGUUAAUAAGUUUAUCGAUAUAUUCUUCCCUGAUUUUAAAAAUAUGAAAAGCUUAAAAUUAGAAAGGAUACUGGCACUAAUUCGACCAGAUCUCCUUACAGAACGAAAAGAGGAUGUUUUGAAAAUUAUUGAAGAUAAUGGCUUUAAAAUACAGAUGCAAAGACAAUUGGUAUUAUCAGAAGACGAAGCACAAACACUGUGUAAGGAAUAUGAAAAUAAAGAUUAUUUUGGAAAUAUUAUAAAAAACAUGACCAGUGGUCCAUCUCUAGCUCUUGUUUUAUCAAGAGGCAAUGGAUUACAACACUGGAAAGAGUUAGUAGGUCCAAGCACUGUUGAAGACGCUAUAGACUAUGACCCAAAGAGUUUAUGUGCACAAUUUGCAAUGGAGAGUUUGCCUAUCAAUCAGUUAUAUGGAAGUGAUUCUUUAGAAACUGCUGAAAGGGAAAUACAGUAUUUCUUUCCUCCUCAAACCACUUUUGCACUGAUUAAACCACAUGUACCAGCUGAAGGAAGAGAGGAGAUCAUAAAGCGUAUCAAAGAAGAUUUUUUUGAUAUAAUACAGGCAAAGGACCUGGUCCUAACUGAAGAGCAAGUAGAAAAAAUUUAUAUAAAAAUAACAGGAAAGGAGUUUUAUAAAGAUCUGUUGGAAAUGCUUACUGAGGGUCCAUCUCGGGUCAUGGUUCUGAGCAAGUGGAAUGCUAUUACGGAAUGGAGAAGAUUGAUGGGUCCCACAGACCCAGAGGAAGCAAAAUUCUUGUCCCCAGGUUCUCUUAGAGCCCGCUUUGGAGUUAAUAUUUUGAGAAAUGCUGUCCAUGGAGCAUCUGAUGCCUAUGAAGUAACAGAGUCCGUUAAUGCUACAUUUCAAGUUUUGGAGAAUCCUGAGGAAAACUAAUGAGUGGAUCCCCUGAUUCUGAUGCUUGUCUAAACUGUAAACGUCCUCAACCUUUGGAAGCUACUUUGGAUGACCUUCAAAGCCAAUUUUUUUAUGCUUUUAAUAAAGGAAGAAAGUCCACUAAGCAAUUGUCUAUGUGAUUUUCAGCCACUGAAAAAUUUCAAUGACAUAAUAAAUUUUAAAAAUUAUUAGAA